Dibothriocephalus latus is the source of this 618-nucleotide messenger RNA. The record is from the annotation of a GenBank genome assembly. NCBI's taxonomy places the organism in Eukaryota, Metazoa, Platyhelminthes, Cestoda, Diphyllobothriidea, Diphyllobothriidae.
AUGGAAGAAAUGAUCGAUAAGGAGACGAGCAAAAGGCGGAAUAAGAUCCAAAGGUCGUCGACAAAGGUGCAAACAGAAAAUGACGAUAUUGAACAGCUACAGGCAAUGCUGGAUAUUCAGAAAUUAGUCGGCAGGCGCCUGCAGGAGGAAGCGGAUACCCUACGGGCCGAAAAUGAACUCUACAAGUCUCAGCUGGACAAACACGCCGAGGAGCAGAGGAAGACUAUUUCAAGGCAAAUGCACUUCAUCGAGCAGGAUACGAGCCUGCAAGCUGACCAGAAGGCCACCAAAUGUUUCCAGAACGAGUUAACACGUCUAACUUCAGACAACCUGACGCUGCGUGAACAGUUGGAAACUACAAAUACGCAUUACCGGAAGGAAAAUGGAUCAGGUGUAAUCAACACGGUGAACCUCCUCUCAGCGAAAGGCUUGGUCCGAUGCCUGGAGGGUCAGGAAGCCAUUCUCAUCCAACGACUCGUGAAAGGUAGGCAAGACCCGACCGCCAGUUUCUUCGUGAGCACACACAGUACGACCGAUCUGUGUUUUUGCAAUGUUAAUUGCUUCGCUCGGUUUAGUACUCCGCAUCUCUGCAAAGCGAGUCCCCGCAGCAGUUCCUAA